Molecule: messenger RNA, 1089 nt
Organism: Brassica napus (rape)
Lineage: Eukaryota; Viridiplantae; Streptophyta; Magnoliopsida; Brassicales; Brassicaceae
Exons: 2
Coding region: 1-1089 (362 amino acids)
Source: RefSeq, a predicted model, not a curated record
AUGUCUUCCUCAUCAAGUGAUGAAGUAGAUGAAGCUUUAGAUGAAAUUGUCGACGAAGUAGUCGAUAAUUACAUCGACUCAAUGGUUAAUGCUCAAACCAACAAGCCGAAGCGACGAAGUUAUAUCGAAAGAGAGCGGGAACUAGGACACAAACAACUAUGGAAGGAUUAUUUCGCGGAAAAUCCAACAUACCAGCCGGAAAUGUUUAGGCGCCGUUUUCGAAUGAACAAAACAUUGUUCCUUCGCAUAGUCCAAAGCCUAAGUACUGAACUGCCAUACUUUCAGCAAAGAAGAAAUGCUCAUGGAAGGUUGGGGCUAUCUGCACUUCAAAAGUGUACGGCAGCAAUACGUAUGCUGGCAUACGGACAAUCGGGAGAUAUGUAUGACGAAUAUCUCCGACUAGGUGAAAGUACUUCACGUUUAUGUUUGGAUAAUUUCACUAAUGGGAUUAUACAAUUGUUUGGAGCUGAGUAUUUAAGAAGACCUACCCCGGCGGAUCUUCAACGAUUACUCGAUGUUGGAGAGGCACGGGGGUUUCCAGGGAUGGUAGGCAGCAUCGAUUGUAUGCAUUGGGAGUGGAAAAACUGCCCAACGGCUUGGAGAGGGCAGUUUACACGUGGUUCAGGAAAGCCGACAAUUGUCUUAGAAGCUGUGGCAUCACAUGAUCUUUGGAUAUGGCACGCAUUUUUCGGUUUACCAGGUCCUAAAGCAGUGCGGUUUGCUGAACGCCAAGAAGCCACCAGAAAAGAUGUCGAACGUGCUUUUGGAGUAUUGCAAUCGAGAUUUGCUAUAGCUAAAAACUCAGCUUUACAUUGGGACAAGGAAAAAAUAGGAAGGAUUAUGAGAUGUUGUGUUAUAUUGCACAAUAUGAUGGCCGAGAACGAAAGAGACGGAUACAAUCAAAUUGAUACAUCAGAGUUCGAGUCGGGAGAGUCAAGCAGAAGUUCCCAGGUGCGAAGAAGAGAAAGUUUGAAUGUCCAUAUUAUGCUUGGCAUUCGCACUGAAGUUCGAAAUUCAGAUAAACAUGAUCGUUUGAAAGCUGAUCUCAUCGAAAAUAUCUGGCAAAUGUUUGGUAAUGUAGAUAAUUGA